UACAUGAGCAGUUUCGAUGCCAGUGAAGUCAAAGCCAAUAGUCGGCUCUCUCUCAGUAUACACAGUGUUUAAAUAUUUAACAGUAGCAAUGCAGAAGCCUCACUGUACUGUCACCGUGGAGUAGAGUGGAUUUAAAUAUCUUUGUAGACGAGCUAGCCAAGUCAUUGUGAAAUUACUGAGAAGUCUUACCCCCCAAAAAAUUACCCCAACAUGCAAUGUGAAAAAAAUAAUUCUGGAUAGAAAAUGUGACACAGGGUUUUGACAGGCAAUAGAUAUGUAGUGAUGGGAUUCGGUGAACGUAUGAACUCUUUUCUCGGGUUCCAUUCAGUGUAUUUCAUCUGUAAAGCGAACCUGGGUUAAAGACUUGCCACUUUAUUUGGAUAUUAUAUCUGGUGUUUUAUAUUGUAGCUAUCAAUUAAUUCUUUUGGACCAUGGCUUUGAUACUGCAUUUAAAAUAUGCGGAAAAUUUGAAAGGGAAAUCGGACCGGUUGGCCAAGGUUUCUUUCAGAGGGGUCUUUCAUUACACUGAAGUUGUUGAGGAUGCAGAAGGAAGUGCUUUCUUUGAUCAGACCUUCCAGUGGCCAGUGGCUAGACCCAUUGAUAAAGAUGAGGUGGUCGAAAUCCAACUCUUUAACUACAAUAGAUACCUGUCCAACAGGUUGGUGGGAACGUUCCGAAUGUUCCUCCAGGAGCUGGUGGAGGUCGGAAACGUCAAGAUCUGCGACUCUCUGCUGGACAGUCACAAUGUGGUCAUGAGGACCUCCGUGACCUUUGAACUUGUAUACAAUGCUCCAGAUGGAUCAGUCGGUAUGUGGCAGAAAGGAGGCUUUGAUAGACUCACCUCUGAAGAACUUAGAUCCCCCCUCACUGAGGAGGAUCAGAAUUUCCGGAAUCUGGAACGCAGCAGUGUGGACUCCGAAUCCAUCAUCUCCACUGGCAGCCCAUCCAAGUCAAUCCAUGGAUCUAAGCUCAGUCUGGAGUCCAAGAGGUCAGGUGGAAGGUCACCAAGGCACACCAAGAAUCUGUCUUCUGUGGUGAAGAUGAUGAUGACGGUCUCCAAACAGCGGGCGGGCGGGGGCGUUCCUGACAUGGACGACAAACAGUCGCUGAUAGAUGACUUAGAGACAGAUGCAAGUCUAGAUGCAAAAGCUGCAGAGAUUGCCUCAAUGGUGGGAGGUGGAAAGGACAGUAAUCUUGACGACGACCAAGAAAGUGAAGGUCACGGUUCAAUAUCAGCAGGAAUCCCCAGUUUUAAAAGAUCCAAAGACAAAGUACCAAGAAUAGAGCCAGCUUCUAUGAAAGCUCAGGAUUUUCAGGUGUGUAUCACAGUGAUAGAGGCGCGGCAGCUGGCCGGGCUCAACAUGGACCCAGUGGUUUGUGUACAGGUGGGGGACCAGAAAAAGUACACCAGUGUUAAGGAGUCCACUAAUUGUCCGUACUACAACGAGUAUUUUGUGUUUGAUUUCCACAUGGCCCCAGCGAUGCUGUUUGAUAAGAUUGUCACUCUGACGGUUUGUCAGUCGGGACGUCUCCUCCGAUCCAACAAGCCACUCGGAAACUACAAACUGGAUGUAGGCACUGUGUAUGCUGCAACAGAUCACCAAUUUUACCAUAAAUGGGCAAUGUUAACUGACCCUGAUGACAUCAAUGGAGGGGUCAAAGGUUAUCUCAAAUGUGACAUUGCUGUGGUCGGCAAAGGUGAUUCUGUCAAGGUCCCACCAAAAAUUGAGCAAGAUGAUGAUGAUAUUGAAGGAAACCUGCUUCUACCGGAGGGUGUGCCGGCAGACAGACAGAGAGCCAAAUUCUGCAUCAAUGUCUACAGGGCAGAGGGCUUGCCAAAAAUGAACACUGGUAUCAUGGCCAAUGUCAAAAAGGCCUUCACAGGAGAGAGCAAGGACUUGGUGGAUCCCUAUGUCAAUGUCUCCUUCGCUGGCCACCAGGGCAGAACAACGGUAAAGAAGGGUUGUUAUGAACCGGAGUGGGAUGAACAGAUCAUCUUCACUGAGAUGUUUCCUCCUUUAUGUCGGAGAAUCCAGAUACAGCUGAGAGACAAGGAUAAGGUCAAUGAUGAUGUCAUUGGAACACACUAUAUCGAUAUUGCCAAAAUCUCAAACGAGGGCGAAAAAGGUUUCCUACCCACCUAUGGUCCAUGCUGGGUGAAUCUGUAUGGGUCCACACGUCAGUACAGUCUGCUCAACGAGAACCAGCACCUGAACGACGGACUGGGGGAGGGCGUGUCCUACAGGGGGCGCAUGUUGAUCUCCCUCCGGACAGAGGUCAUCGAGUCAGCUGACCUGGGGGGACCAGCCACCGUGGAAGUCUGCAGUGCCCUGCCUAUAUCAGAUAACGCUGCUGGGAAACUGGAUGAGUUCUUUCUGUUUGGUUGUUUUAUGGAGGCCUCCAUGAUAGACAGAAGACUGGGAGAUAAACCUGUCCAUUUUGAAAUCAGCAUGGGAAAUGCAGGGAAUGUUUUGGAUGGCUACAACCCCCCAACCAAAAGCACUUCCUCCAGUGAUGACAGUGAGUCCGAUGAAGAAACGGCUGAUGAUGCUCCUCUUUUGAAUGAAGUGGCGGUUGAAACGCCCAAGUGGAAGAGCACCACCCCUGUUCUACGGCCAUCCACAAAGGACAAAAUAUACUACCACCUCCCAUAUUAUGAGGACAAGCCGUGUGUGUAUAUCAAACAUGUUACAGAGGACCACCGAAGGAGGAUGUACAAUUCUAAUAUAGUGGACAGGAUCAUAGAGAAAUUAGAUGAUGGGAUAUCUCAUGUCCAUGAGAUGAUAGUUCAGGAGCAGCCAUUCCCUGAGAAGAGAAUGAGGGGGGUCUUUGAAGAGCUGGGAUCCUCGUGUUCAAAGUUUGUCAGCGUCGUCAAGGGAACCCAAGCCUCGGGCAAAACUAAGCUGGACAAGGAAAGGCAGAAGUUACUUAUCAGAGAGAUGGAUCACUUAUCCACAUCAGCUAGAACAAUGAAAACUACCACAUCAAAACAUAACCUGAAAGAAAAACUGAAAGUAGCCAAUCAGUACCUCCAAAAACUGAAGUCACUCUCACAUGAGCCACAACACGCCCUGCCUGAUAUGUUCAUUUGGAUGAUCAGUGGUAACAAGAGGAUUGCCUACCAGCGGGUACCAGCCCGGGAAAUUGUCUACUCCAUAGUGGAAGAGGAACGGGGCAAACACUGUGGCAAACAGCAAAUCCUACUCCUUAGACUGCCAGGUAAGAAAGCCAGUGGUCAGUCUGGUUGGGGGAUCCAGGCCAAGUUACAGGUGUACCUGUGGCUGGGGCUCAGUAAGCAUAAGAAGGACUUCCUGAACGGGCUGCCUAAAGGAUACGAGGAGAGUAGGCUGUUACAGAUAGCCAACAAACCACACGCUGUACCCCCAGAGUUCAUACACUACAGUAACUCUGAGACAUUCCAAGUGCGCUGCCACAUGUACCAGGCCAGGAGUCUGAUUGGUUCAGAUGCCUCGGGGUUGUCUGACCCCUUCGCCAGGGUAGCAUUUGGAGACCAGAGUGUGGUCACACAGGUGAUCGAGGAGACCCUCAGUCCUACCUGGGAUGAGAUGAUGAUCAUCAAUGAGGUCACUGUAUACGGUCAGGUAGACGAGAUUGUGGACAAUCCUCCGCUCAUCAUCAUUGAGGUCUUUGAUCAGGAUAAAGUGGGCAAGUCUGAAUUUAUAGGCAGAGCAAUGGCCAAACCAGUGGUCAAGAUGAAGAACGAGAGUUACGACAUGCCCAAGUUUCCGCCCAAACUUGAGUGGUGGGAUAUAUAUCGAGGACCUGAUAAGGCGGGCCAGCUGUUGGCCUGCUUUGAGUUACUUCAGCAUCCUUUUGAGGAGAAGGACCUUCGCAGUGCUCAUCUUACACCGCCGUAUGCAAGGAAGAGAACUCUGUUAGCUCCCUUUGGAGAGAUGACAGGACAGGAUUUACCUCCCUUAGAACUCCCAACAGGAGACAGAGAUAGAGGGCCAAUCAUGCCAGUUCCUAAAGGGAUCAGACCUAUUCUCAGUAAACACAGGAUUGAGGUUCUGUUCUGGGGAGUGAGAGAUCUGAAGCGGGUACAGCUGACGUCAGUGGAUAAGCCUCGGAUUGAUAUAGAGUGUGCAGGUCAUGUCCUGGCUUCAUCCGUAAUCCAAAACUACAAGAAAAAUCCUAACUUUGGAACCCCUGUCAAGUUCUUUGAUGUGGAGUUGCCAGAGAAUGAGAUGUACUGUCCCCCGAUAACGAUACGCUGUGUGGACUGUCGGAACUUUGGUCGCUAUGUCCUAGUGGGUACCCAUGUCAUCAACUCGAUCCACAAGUUCAUGUAUGUCCCUACCACCAAGAAAGCCAAAGCUGCCCUCCAGAAGCUGUUUCCAGAGAAUGAAAAUGGGAAGGAUCCGGAUGCUCCAAAGAUUAUAGAGACAAGUCCGAUGGGAACUGUCAAGGUUGAAGAUGUGGGUAUCAAACUUGAUGAGAACAUGCCCUUAAUUAAAAAAGAUUCUCCUGUAACACUUAACAUGGUUAAUGUAAAACUAAAGAAAACAGAGGAAAAUGCUCGUCGAAAAAAGAAAGACUCCUUGGAUGAUGAGGAUGAAAUGGAUUUGGACAGCAUGGAUUGGUGGAGCAAGUACUUCGCUUCUGUGGAAACACUUAUCAGGGAACCAGACCCUUUCCACAACCAGAAGAAAAAACCUGUGAAUAAAGGGGAGCAUGAAAGAAACAGGGAAGAUAACUUUGACAAUCUGGAUAUUUACAACAACAUGGAUAACCCCACUGAAUCCAGGUCUCUGACUCCGUAUGGAGCCAUCAGUGGGGGGAAUACUGGCGGGAACAUGACACAAAACCAAACCGAUGAUGACCCAGACUAUAACCCCAAAGAAGCCAAAAAGCUGGAGAAACAAAUGGAGAAGCAGGAUGAACAGAAGAAAACGUUCCGAGGGGCGGCCAAAGCUGUUAGCCUGGCCAGCAAACUGUCACCCAAAGCCCAGCAGAAGAAAUCGAAUGCACCGACCACCGCACAACUAAAGUCCAUCAAGGGAGGCCUUGGUCUACUUAAUGCAGCCUUCGAGAUGCCAGAGGAGGAGUCUGAGAAGAAGGCCAAGAAAAAACCCCUCACCCCCAGGAAGUUCAGAAAGCUUGAGUCUGAGCUCAAGGUGUACCCCAGUGAGUUGGAAGCUCAGGCUGAGUUUGAUGGCUUCAAGGACUGGCUGCACACCUUCGAGCUUUACAGGGGGAAGAAAUCAGCAACUGAGGACACGGACGAAAGUCGCAUCGUAGGAAAGUUCAAGGGAUCCUUGAAAAUCUACAAGAUCCCCCUCCCUGAUGACAUUGAAGACACGACCAUCACCGGAGGAGACCCCACCUGUGGUCUUUUUCAGGGACUGCCUAGCAAUGACCCAAUUAAAGUACUGGUCAGGAUCUACAUUGUUAAGGCAAAUGAUUUACAUCCAGCGGAUUUAAAUGGAAAAGCUGACCCGUACUUAGUGAUCAAGCUCGGAGGCACCACCAUUAACGACAAGGAAAAUUAUGUCUCCAAACAACUUAACCCUGUGUUCGGAAAGUGUGUGGAGAUUGAAAGCACCUUCCCGAUGGAGUCACUACUUACUGUCCAGAUCUACGACUGGGAUUUGGUCGGGAUGGAUGACCUCAUCGGAGAAACCAAGAUUGACCUGGAGAAUCGCUACUACAGUCGACAUCGGGCGGUGUGUGGAAUAUCUGCAAAAUACGACACUUAUGGCUACAAUGCUUGGAGGGAUCCUAUGAAACCUACUCUGAUUUUGGCCAAACUAUGCAAAGAAGGCAAGGUGGAUGGACCCCACUACCAGCCGGGGAAAGUCCGAGUGGGCAACCGAAUAUUUACAGGGACUGUGGACCACACAGAUGAUCAGGAAAGUCGUAAGAACCAUGAAGAGCAGCUGGCCCUGUCCGUUCUGAGGCGGUGGGAGGAAAUACCCAAGGUGGGCUGUAAACUGGUUCCCGAGCAUGUGGAGACCAGGCCACUCUUCAACCCAGAGAAACCAGGCAUAGAGCAGGGUAAGAUAGAAAUGUGGGUAGAUAUGUUUCCUAUGGACAUGCCUGCUCCUACAAGACCUGUGGAAAUCAGCCCCAGAAGACCAAAGAGCUAUGAGCUGCGAUGCAUCAUCUGGAACACGGAUGAUGUGGUGCUGGAAGAUGAUGCCUUCUUCACUGGGGAAAAGAUGAGUGAUAUCUAUGUAAAGGGCUGGAUCAAAGGUCAGGACGACAUGCAGAGCACUGAUAUCCACUACAGAUCUCUGACGGGAGAAGGCAAUUUCAACUGGCGGUUCGUUUUCCCAUUUGACUAUUUGGUGGCGGAAGAGAAGAUAGUGAUAUCUCGGAAAGAAUCUCUCUUUUCCUGGGAUGAAUCGGAGACCAAGAUUCCGGCCAGACUCAAUCUACAGGUCUGGGACGCUGACCACUUCUCUGCGGAUGACUUUCUGGGGGCUUUCACCAUGGAUUUGAAUCGAUUUCCGCGAGGUGCCAAGUCGUCCAAGCUCUGCACCUUGAACAUGUUGACAGACCCACACAUCCCCCAUAUGUCCUUGUUUAAACAGAAGAGGGUCAAGGGCUGGUGGCCGUUUGCCGUCAAAAGCGAGUCUGGAGACGAGUACGAGCUAACGGGAAAGGUGGAAGCUGAACUCCAUUUGAUGACAUCAGAGGAAGCUGAAAAACACCCGGCGGGAUUAGGCAGGAACGAACCAGAUCCCUUGGAAAAACCCAACCGACCAGACUCCUCAUUUAUAUGGUUUUUGAAUCCCCUCAAGUCAAUUCGCUACAUUUUGUGGCAUAACUACAAGUGGGUGAUUAUUAAGGUCCUUGUGGUCAUGCUACUGGCUGCUCUGCUGGUCCUCUUCUUCUACUCAAUGCCGGGAUACACCGUCAAAAAGAUGAUGGGAGCUUGACAGAUUCUCAUUACCGACAGGAAGCUACGGCAAUUUCCGCUGUCUACCGGCACUGGUCAGUUGGCCAGUGGAGAGUUUAAGCACGGACCGAUCAUCGCCUGUCAUCGCUUGUCAUCGUAAUCUUCACUCGUCCACCAUUACCCUGACAGUUUGGAAGCAUUAAUUACGAUGUUAGGCAUCAUUUAACAGAGUAUGUGUUCCGAGAACUGUUUCAUUCACAACAGUAGCCUAAUAUGUUGUUGUAGUGUUGAAAUCAAUAGUCCGAUUGAGUGUGUGUAGUCAAAAUGUGUGGACAACACAAUUCCGCAGUAUUAGGGAGAAGUGACAAUCGAGGUAUCCCAACAACUGGGCAGUAUCGAACCUUUGACUACCUGGGGAGGGCAGUGAUGGCUUCCACACCUAAUAUUUACCUGUCUUUGCUAUUCUCAACAAUUUUUGUACUUUUGAGUGAAACAGGUAACAAAUAAUUCCUGCAGGUUGCAUAAUGUUACAAAAUGGUCAAUUGACAAUCGUUGAUAUUCAAAGGCUGUUAUGUGGGAUAUCUUCAAUAAUUAUCAUAAUAAAGAAACCAAAUAUAGUCUAAUGAGUUGCAUUAAUAUUAGUAUUGGGGUACAUCUCUCAGACUUUCUCUAAAACAAGCACAUUGGUACAUGAAUGUAUACAUAUUCUCAAUGAUGAUCCUCAGACCGGCAGUUCAAUUCACUGAAUCCUCAAACAUUUUAAAAAAAUUGAUUAUAAUCAAUUAAAACUUUGGUAUGUUGUCUCUAUAUAGCCAUUCACAUUUCUGCAUGAAUUAUUUCAUUUUAAAACACAUUGCAAAAUCAUGAAUCUCAAAACUAACCCUUCUAUGACUAUCCAUAAAAUUGCUCUAAAUGAUAGAAACGUUAUGGUGGCAAAAGGUGUAAUGCAUGCAAUGAUAAAAAUGUACACAUACAACUAGAUGAUAAGAUUGAACCCCACCCCCACCCCCAUCUUCAUUCUUUUCUUUUGCAAGUGCUUAUGUUGCUGUCAUUUCAAACAUCGGUUGGUAUAGCACAAGACUUGUCCUUCCCUUCCUUUUGAAAAAAUGGGUGUAUUUUAACUUCGAAUUCGACCCCCAAAAUUGGACUUAUCUUAAUUAGUGAACCCCACCUUAUGCAAAUUUAUUUUAAGGCAAUGUACAGUACUUUGAUGUAAUGUUCCCUUUUACUUUUAAAUAUGCAUAUUUACAGGUAAACAUCAUAAGACAAGUGAUUCACAAAAUAUCCUAAUAGCGUGUUCUUAUUUAUGUAUGGGCUGUAAAGAUAAAAGAGGAUGGCUCUAGGGAUGGUGGUGCAAAAGCUAGUUGAGAUAAAAUGACAGCUUUUAUAAACAAGCACAAUACUUUUCACUGUUGAUUCAAUAUGUUGCUGUAGAUUCCUUAUUUUACGCAAGUACUUUAAAAAUCCACUAUUCAACCAUUUUGCAUCAGAUUGCAAGAAUAUAAAAUUGUGAAGUUUACAUCUAUUCAAAAAUUAAGAGCAAGAUCUUAAAGUCUGAGAGAUGGGCUACUUGCGAUUUUACGUGGAUAUAAAUUCCUCACGUUUUAUUAGGAAUCUACAGUAUAUAAUCUUUAUGAUGAAUAUUUUAAAUAUGAAUGAAUAAAUAAAUGCAUUUUAGACAUGUUGACAAUUUACAGUCUUCUAGAGGCAAUGCCAACAAUUUAUUGAUGCAAUUUUGUAAAUAAGAAUGUAUGCAUAACUUUUCAUUUCGGUAAUUUUUGUUAAUGAAUCAUUCCACGUAGAGAUUUCACACAUGUAUUAGAUUUCAUUCCAGGUAUUAGUGAUGAAUAAUCAUCUUUCAUACAUUUCUUUCCAUGUAUCAGGGUCAAACAAUUGAUUAGUUUGAUAUGUACGUUAUGACUUCCUGUUUGUUAUGUACUCUGUAUCACUUUAUGAACUGAAUAAUUAGUUGUUAUAACUAUCCAUGGAAAAAAUUUGCAAUCAUUUUCACUAUCAGGUACCGGGUGGUCUUAAUCGUCCAAUAAUGAAUACAAACUUUAUGAUUUCACACUUUUCUGGAAUUGGCAUGAAAAUAUUAGAAUUUAGAUUUAGAUUAGGAUUUCAGAAAAGAGGCACUUUUAUAAUUCCAUGACAUUUUUGAUACAGAUGUAAGUCAGAAUUUAACUAAAAAAGAAAUUGUGUUUUAAUCUUACCUUUAUCAAGAAAUGAACUUCUAAUAAUGUCAAGGUAAUCAAAUAAAUCUUCCAUGUAUUUGCCGAUUUCAAUGUCAUAUAAUAUGUUGAUGCGUUCAUUAUUAUGAUUUGUAAAGUACAGAUUUAUUAUAUUGUUAUUUUGUGCAAUAUAUUGUUAUUUGUCUGAUUAUUUAUUGUUGAAUUUUAUAACAAAUUGUGAGAAAAAAAAAUUGUUUACUUUUUUACGUUCACUUUUUUUUUCUCUGAAGUUGAUUUUUAUUGCAGUUAUGUAGACUAUUUUGUAGAUGGGUUUUGGUUUUUUUCAAAUCCUCGGAUAGAAAACAAAAAUAUGUUUUGAGAUGCAGCUCAUGCUGAAAUGUGUUUUAAUAGAAAAUUUACUUUCAAACCUUCUCCAUUUAAUUAAUGUCGAAAAUAAUGUCUGUAUCUUUUAGCCUUCCUCAUCUUUGUUGUCUUAUUUUCAGUAAUAGUGAAAUUCUAGAAAGUGUUGAAAAGGUUUAACUAUAAUCGAAAAAGAAUUGUUUAUAGCACCAAUGGAUAACAAAAUUAUCGAAAUAAAAUUUCUCACAAUGUGAAGGAAA
Molecule: messenger RNA, 9656 nt
Organism: Magallana angulata
Lineage: Eukaryota; Metazoa; Mollusca; Bivalvia; Ostreida; Ostreidae
Product: otoferlin-like
Exons: 49
Coding region: 432-6905 (2157 amino acids)
Biological process (GO): plasma membrane organization
Cellular component (GO): membrane
Source: RefSeq, a predicted model, not a curated record